Portunus trituberculatus (swimming crab) is the source of this 3201-nucleotide messenger RNA. RefSeq names its product zygotic gap protein knirps-like. Gene Ontology annotation, biological process: regulation of DNA-templated transcription. The record is from RefSeq and is a predicted model, not a curated record. Lineage: Eukaryota; Metazoa; Arthropoda; Malacostraca; Decapoda; Portunidae. Gene Ontology annotation, molecular function: DNA-binding transcription factor activity; sequence-specific DNA binding; zinc ion binding.
CCCGCGCCACCCGCCCACGCCCCCGCCCUCCCGCAGAAGGUCUUUGGGCACCCCGGGCGCUGGCCGCCCAGGCUGGCGCGGCCCGCAGCCUGCCUGGCACUGCUGCUAUGGUGGCACCGGGCACAGGCACGGUGCCAGGCCCACGUCAGGAGCGCGGCGCGGAGCAGCACGCCCUCAGGAGCGAGUUACCAUAGUGAACAAUCCGCGAAGAGGCAGGGUGCUGUGCUCCAGCGGCGGCGCGUCUCUGGAUCGCAGCCGCAGCCGCGGCCGCGGCCUCCUCUCCUGCUGCUGCUGCUGCAGACACUGCUGCCAUCCGCUGCCGCCCAGGGCCGCCCCUUGGCACCUGGACGGCGGCACUCAGCCAGAGGCAUCAGCGGGGUGCCGCGGGGCAGUGACACGCCCCAGCACACUCGCCACACGUCGCGCCACGCACCGCCAGUCACACUCACACGCUGUGCACGCGUCCACGUUCCCGUCGCGACACAGGCAGCGGCAAGGCGCCCCUGCAGCAGGCGGCACCGCACACUGCCACAGUGACGCCCAGUGCUUGGUGAUCGUGACCUUUAUGACAGCGUGUUCGAGUGGCGCCGCGGCCUUCCACUCCCGCCACCACGGCUAUGAUCGCCGCUGACGCCUUCACCGUGGCCACGAUGAACCAGCUGUGCAAGGUGUGUGGAGAGCCCGCUGCUGGCUUCCACUUCGGGGCCUUCACCUGUGAGGGAUGCAAGUCGUUCUUCGGGCGCACGUACAACAACCUGUCCCAAGUGCACGAGUGUAAGAACGGCGGGCAGUGCGUGAUCAACAAGCAGAACAGAACCUCGUGCAAGGCGUGCAGGCUGCGGAAGUGCCUCAUGGUGGGCAUGUCUAAGACGGGAUCCAGGUACGGCCGCCGCUCCAACUGGUUCAAGAUCCACUGCCUGCUGCAGGAGCAGGCUGCCUUCAAUGGCCAGGCCUCCUCCGGCCUGCGCCCGCCCAUCACGCCGACGCUGCAGGAUGGCUCGCUACCCUACGUGGCCAGCCGCCUGCGGGAGGUCAUGUCUCACGAGACACCCCUCAGGCCGCCCGCACCACCGCCGCCUCACGACCUGCCCGCCGCCCUGUCCUCGCUGACGGCGGCCACGCACCUCCAGCAGCGGGAGGGCGGCGGCGGCCAGGAGCUGGAGGGACGCCGCGAGCAGCUGCUGGCGGCGCUGCGUCACUGCCACGCCCUGGAGGCGCCGCGCCGCGCCGCGGACCUGGACCUUCGGCGACCCGUGGACCUGGAGGCGCUGCGCCGCCACCUGGAGCCCGAGGGGGAGCGAGCGGCGGCGCCCUUCGCGCUGCUGGAGUGGGAGCGACGCCUACGUGAGGCCGCGCGCCGCGCCGCACAGCCUGACCUGGAGCGGAAGGCGCCGCAGCCCAUGGAGGUGAAGGUGUCCCAGGUACCAGAGGGCAAGAUGCCUCGCAGCGACCUGCCCGCCGCCUCGCCGGACAUGGACACAACCGCCGCACCACCCAAGGAUGACCAUGACAAGGUCUUCACCGGCGGCGGGGGGCGCGGCUCCCCGGGCGCCUGUGGCCUCAUGACGGAGGAGGAGCGGCUCAGCUUUCUCAAGGCGGUGGCGAGCCCCGCACCCAACCAGCCCCCCGCCACCUGCGGGGUGCGGGCGCCGCCCCCCCACGACCUGCUGACCUACACGUCCCUCAACAACAACCUCUUCCCCUUCGCGCCGUGCCCGCCCCUCUGGUCCUCCGUGCUGCCCUUCCCCCCCCUCGCUAAGUUCUACCCGCCCCUGCCCGCCCCUGCCCCCGCGCCCCCUUCCGUCAAGGCGGCAGUGUUCGGCGCCCCCACCGCCUCGCCCUCUUGCUCACCGUCGCGCUUCGCCAAGGAGGACGCCGCCACCAAGAAGCGCUUCCUGGACGCCGUGCUGCAGGUGCAACGACGCAGCGUCAGCCCCCAGGAGCGCCAGGACGCGCACACGGCCUCGCGCUCCCCACGCUGCGGCCACCAGGCGUCGCCGCCCACCGCCCAGGCCGCCCACGACCAGCCCAUCGACCUCACGGUGAGGAGGAAGCGCAAGAUGGACAAGAGCGAGAUCCAGUACCACCCCGGCGACGACAAGUGGCUGCGCGGCGAGGACGGCGACGACGACGACGACGACGACGAGGACGACGAGGUGGAGGAGCUGCUGGAAGACGACGAGGACGAGGAGGUGACGGAGGAGGAGGCGGUAGAGGAGGUGGUGGAGGAGGAGGUGGCGAAGGAAGGAGAGAAGCAGGUGGAGGUUCCGGUGAAGUUACUGAAGCUGGAAGGAGGAACAGUGAUGGUGUGAAGGAGUGAAGGAAGGAGACGAGGAGGGAAGGAAGGAAGGAAGGAUAUUUAGUCAGAAAGUGCCAUGUCUAGCGAGGGGGCGAGGGGAGGGCGGCCCACCACCCUUCGUCCCCCUUCACCCACGCCAACACCAAGAAAAAAGAAACAACAACAUUCUUUUAAUAGUACUGUAUUCAUUUUCUCUUUUGUGAGUGUUUAGCCAGUCACAGCUCUCUCUCUCUCUCUCUCUCUCUCUCUCUCUCUCUCUCUCUCUCUCUCUCUCUUUCUCUCUGCCUAUCUCAACACAUCAACAGCUCUCUCGUAUUAUUUUAACGUUUCUUCACCACGUUCCGUUCGGAGUUCCGUUGCCGCUAAGAUAAUCAAGACUUGUGUGGAGUUAUGCGUGUUCCGACAAGUUCCGCAGUGCUCCGUGAAGCAUUCCUGACGCGCCUUAGUCUCUCUUAGCGUUCCCUGAGUGUUCCAAUGCUACUCUGUUCCGUAUGAGGUACUUAAAAGACCCUGCGGAACUCUAUAAGUGGAAAAAGUGUCUACAUCUCAUAAAAGUGUUCCAUUUUCUUGUGUUUUUUUUGUAAGUACACUUCACUUAAGUUUUUUUUAAAGUGACUGGAGUGUAAAGUGAGUCGGUUUGGUGUUUCUACAGUGCUCCUUAAGUAUUUUGUAAGUACAGAGGUGCUUGUAAAGUGUCCACGCGCCGUGUAAGUGCCUUUAAGUGUGUGCCUCUUAAGUGUAAAGUGUUCCGCUGUUCCGCUUGCCACUCCUAACACCCUCUGCUCAUCUGCUGGUGUGUGUGUGUGUGCGUGUGUGUGUGUGUGUGUGUGUGUGUGUGUGUGUGUGUGUGUGUGUGUGUGUGUGUGUGUGAAGAAAUGAUGCAUACUACGAUUCUUUAAUUC